CUCUAACACCCUGCGUCUGUCUUGCAGUUUGCCAGGAUCGGCCAGUCUUCACACUCACUCUCAGGACGACACUGGGCAGAAGAGACAACAUGGCUUUACGAAUGAACGCUUCCACGUUCGUGGGACUUUCCCUGCUUUCUCUGACCUGGAAAGCAGCCUGGGCCAAGGUGGAGGUGAACAUGGAGGACAGAGUGGAGGUGUUCCUUGGGGACACGGCCCAGAUCACCUGCAUGUUCACGGUCUCAGACAGCCACGAUGAUGUCAUUAUCCAGUGGUAUAUGAUCACGAAGACCAACGUCCGCUCGAGGAUCUACUACGGAGACAGAAACGUGCAGGUAGUCGACCGGGACGGGCAGUUCACAGACAAGAUCAGUGUGAAUGGGAUGGGGAAGAGCAGCGAGGUGGUGCUGACCAUCAGGGACGUGGCGCUGGAGGAUGAGCUAGAGUUCAUCUGCCAAGUCAACGGACUGUCAGCGGGUAACAUGGAGGGACGCACAAUGCUCAAGGUGUUCGCAUCGCCUGAUCGUCCAAACAUUGAGGGGGUGCACUCUGGGAUCUCUGUCAGCAAAAAUAACCCAUCUAAGAUAGGGAGCUGUGAGGCUAAGAAUGGCUACCCCAGGCCCAACAUCACUUGGUACCGUGACCAGAGCCCACUGCAGAAUACGCCAGGCGAGGUCAGUGUGGUGACCCUGGUCACUAAGGAGUCCAGUGGUCUGUACACUGUCCAGAGUGACCUUCACCUGAAUGUGGUCAAGGAAGACGAGGAUUCGUUCUUCUACUGCGAAGUCAGCUACCUUGUCCCUGGUGGAACCAAGAUGACUGAGACCAACAAGAUCAACAUCACUAUCCACUAUCCAACCACUUCUCUUGAUGUGUGGGUGGAGUCACCAAAGGGGCGUGUCAAAGAAGGGGACACAGUUGAGGUCCAUUGCCGUGCCAACGGUAAUCCUCAACCACCCUUUACAUUCAUGCACAAUAUGCAAGAGCUGGAAUCGGAGCUGAAUGUGUUGGUCCUGAAAGACGUGAUGCGUCUAAGUAGCGGCGACAUCACCUGUACCUCACUAGACCUGGACACGCAUGAAGAAACCGUAGGGCACACAGAGCUCUUCGUCGACUAUCUGGACCAGGCUGUGUUGAUUCCCAAAGACACCCAUGUCAUGGCCCAGGGAGAGGAGCUGAUGGCCACCUGCAAUGCCCUGUCCUCCCUGCCCACACACACUGAAUGGUUCAAGAAAGGAGAACAUUUUGCAGAGGGCCACACACUGACCCUGAAGGACGCUGUGUUUGACAUGGCGGGGACGUACGUGUGUGUGGUGAAGGUGCCUUCACUAGAAGGACUGGAGACCAGUGGCUCUUUACAUGUCCACGUACAGGGACCCCCAGAGAUCAAGGAGUCAGCAGACACAGUCCUGGAAGAGGUCACAGAUAAGUUCCUUAACCUGAGCUGCCAUGCUAGAGGGUACCCAACCCCUGUUAUCACCUGGAGCUCCUCUGACGAAUCACAGAUCCUGAAAGAGGUGUCCCACAGACAGACAGAGGACGGGGUUCUCAGUGUGGUGAGCGUCAAGGUGACCUCUGACGUCACAGCCAACUGCAACGCCUCCAACGUCCAUGGCACAGACUCCUUCCUCUUCAGCAUCAAAGCCAUUGUCCAAACGACCUCGUCAGCUCCCAGUACUACAGUAACAACAGUAACCCCAGUAACUCCUCCGAAGAGAGUCAAGAAAGAGGGCAGCGGUGUGAUCAUCGCUGUCAUCAUCAUCUGUAUUCUCCUGCUGGCUAUCCUUGGCAGUGUGCUGUACUUCCUGUACAAGAAGGGCAAGAUCCCAUGUGGGCGUUCGGGCAAGCAGGAUCUUACCAAACCGAGUAAGGACAGCACAAUGGUGGAGAUUAAUAACACAGAGGAGGCCGUGCUUUUAGGUGUCAACGGAGACAAGAAGCCCCCUAGUGACCAGUAAAGGGUGAUAAGUACAUGGACGUGCAGAAGUGAGUGUGGCUGUGUGAAGGGGCGACUCCUGCAGCUGCUCCCAGUCCAGUUCACUCUCUCAGGGUGGGAUGGAUCCUUUGAUGCCUUGUGGCCAACAACUCAUCUGAUAUGUGCUGCAGUUCUAACCUGAUCCCACAUUCUUAGUUCUUUAGCAUGGCAGUGGCUAACAAAGGAGGUAGCUACGUUAUGUUCACCAUUUGCAUAACAUAGAACAUGCAGAUCUAGGAUCAGCCGAGCAAUUUUCCUGAAUGCGCUACUUCUAGGCACCCAUAAGACCCAGUUAGAGCACAAAAUAAGGAUGGUUUUAUAUAUAUAUAUAAAUGUACCUUAAUCCAAAUGCCAACUCAGGCAACCAAUCACUGAAGAUCAGCCUGGAACUGCUCUUUAUGAAGUGUAUAUUAUUAUUAUAAAUAUAUAUAUACAGUGCCUUGUGAAAGUAUUCGGCCCCCUUGAACUUUGCGACCUUUUGCCACAUUUCAGGCU
Molecule: messenger RNA, 2470 nt
Organism: Oncorhynchus kisutch (coho salmon)
Lineage: Eukaryota; Metazoa; Chordata; Actinopteri; Salmoniformes; Salmonidae
Product: cell surface glycoprotein MUC18-like
Exons: 17
Coding region: 90-1958 (622 amino acids)
Cellular component (GO): plasma membrane
Molecular function (GO): laminin receptor activity
Source: RefSeq, a predicted model, not a curated record